UAUUCCCAAUUCUUCUCUUCAAAAAAAGCAGCAAACUGCUUAAUAUAUUCAACCAUAGUGAUCUAUUGCCACUAGUUUCUAAACACUUUAUCUGGGGGAAGAAUGUCGGUUUGCAGGAUAUUUGUAGCCUCAUUUUUCCCUAUAGUGUUGGGAUUCAAUCAUAAAAUAAUAAUACCUGUCGAUAGAAGGAGCAGGAGGUGUAUCUUAUUUCCACUUCCAUUUUACUCUGCAUUUUCCAUUUGGCCAGUUUCUUUGGCAUUCGCGGGAUUGAUACAAACGUAUUCCAAGUAUUUUCAUUUGAAGGGGUCAACACAUAUUCACACUAAUACGUUUAUCUUGAAAAAUAGCUCUUGCAGACACGUCUUCUCGACAGCAGCACAUUAGCGGAGUGUCGAAUUGGCGGUAAAACACCCGGUUAAAGAAUAUCGAAAAUAAGCCACCGAAUAUGCCUCACAGAACGUGUUUGGAAUGCCAUGGUCCGAUUCACCCGGACGAUGAUUAUUUUUGCAGCAUGGAAUGCGCCGGUUCAUAUUACGACCGCCAAGUACUACUGCAGCAGCAGCCGCAUAACUGAGACAUCAAAAAGAAAGGUGUGGUUAGUCCCCUUUUUCUUGAAUUAAAACAUUAUGACAAUAAAAUUAAUUAAACUUUUCCAAUAAACAUUUUGUGAAACAGUGGUGUAUUUAUAAUUCUAAAUCGCUGUGAG
Kickxella alabastrina is the source of this 706-nucleotide messenger RNA. RefSeq lists its product as uncharacterized. The record is from RefSeq and is a predicted model, not a curated record. NCBI's taxonomy places the organism in Eukaryota, Fungi, Kickxellomycota, Kickxellomycetes, Kickxellales, Kickxellaceae. The transcript has a single exon. The coding region runs from base 103 to 384 and encodes 93 amino acids.